Molecule: messenger RNA, 920 nt
Organism: Aspergillus aculeatus ATCC 16872
Lineage: Eukaryota; Fungi; Ascomycota; Eurotiomycetes; Eurotiales; Aspergillaceae
Product: OPI10 family protein
Exons: 1
Coding region: 199-837 (212 amino acids)
Biological process (GO): protein import into nucleus
Cellular component (GO): nucleus; cytosol
Molecular function (GO): nuclear import signal receptor activity
Source: RefSeq, a predicted model, not a curated record
CGCGCCAGGAAAUUCUUCCUAUACUGCACCACCUGAGCUCCAACUCCAGCAAUUGAUAAAUUAUGCAUUGAACCACCCCUCAAACUCGCUGUCUCGGCACGGCUUGUACAUCUUACAUUUAAUUCUUUGCCUCAGCAAACCUUCUAUGCCUCUAUCCCUGCAUUCCGCAGCCACUCAACAGCAUCUCCCCAAAUCAUCAUGUUUUCCGUCAUUAUCCCCGGCCGACCCUGCCUGACGGACAUCGUCGCCGUCGACGCGCAACCGAACGGCCAACCCACCAAAUUCGCCUUCACCUUCCCGCAGACGCCCGCCUUCGAUGAGCUGGUCGUCUUCUUCCUCCCGGGCACCGUGCUGCCCCCAGACACCGCCGCCGCCAUCUACCUCCAAUUCCCGGAAUCGGUCGCAUCAUCAUCGGGCCCGCAGUUCCGCUUCAUCGGCGCCUUAGCCAACGAACGGCCCUCCGCCGUCUUCAAAGUCCACCCGCCUUCCCCGGAAACGGCGUCCUCGCUGUCGUCCGCGCUGGUCACGCUGGGGAUCUCGAUCGAGCCCGUGCACGCGGUCGCGCCGCAGCUCGCCGCGCUGGAGGCGGAGGAGAAUAACAACCCGGGGUUGUCGAUGGCGCUGACGACCCCCGCGCGACCCCCGAUCAGCACUAAGGUCCUGGCGCAGCGGAUCAUCGGGAACGCCUUCAAUUUCCUGGCUAGCUUUGCGUCGUCGGAUAAGGGCCAGGAUGUGGUGCCGCUUAAGAGCUUUCAGGAUUGGUGGAAGAAGUUUGAGAGGCGGGUGGAUAUGGAUCCGUCGUUCUUGGAGAGGGAGGAUCCCACGGCGACGGGGUGAGCUGUCUGCGUUGUCUGUGGGGUGGGGUUUGUAACUCGAUAAAGGAAAUGAUUUUUCUUCUCGGGGGUUGAGGGAGGGGGAGG